This is a messenger RNA of Gasterosteus aculeatus aculeatus (three-spined stickleback), 884 nucleotides long. RefSeq names its product somatostatin family member 6.1 (gene sst6.1). Gene Ontology annotation, biological process: regulation of cell migration; adenylate cyclase-inhibiting G protein-coupled receptor signaling pathway. Gene Ontology annotation, molecular function: G protein-coupled receptor binding; neuropeptide hormone activity. Gene Ontology annotation, cellular component: extracellular region. The record is from RefSeq and is a predicted model, not a curated record. NCBI's taxonomy places the organism in Eukaryota, Metazoa, Chordata, Actinopteri, Perciformes, Gasterosteidae.
UGGAGGUAAGGAGCGGAAGAAACAUCAGUGGAUUCCAAAUUUCGAGACCAACUGCCCUUUUCUCCACCAGCCUCCUCGAGGAUCCCUGAGCUGCUCAGACUCUUCAACUCUCUCUUCCUCCAGAGCAGCAACUCAGCCACUCACUCAGCCACCCUCUCUCCCUCACACACUCCGAUCUCCGUCAACCUCCUGCUCCUGUGGCUGUAACUGUCUCCUGACUCCUGACUCCUGUCACAGCAUGCAGCUCCUGGUGGUGUUGGCAACUCUCAUGGGGGUUCUGUUCAGCGUCCGAGCAGCCGCCGUGCUUCCCAUGGAGGAUAGGAGCUCCAUCAACGUGAACAGGGAGCUGAGCAAAGAGCGCAAGGAGCUGAUCCUGAAGCUGGUGUCCGGCUUGUUAGACGGAGCCGCGGACGCCAACAUGCUGCCGGGGGAAGCGGCACCCGUGGAUUUCGAGGAGCCGCUGGAGUCCCGUCUGGAGGAGAGGGCGGUGUACAACCGGCUAUCACUGCCUCAGCGCGACCGCAAAGCGCCCUGUAAAAACUUCUUCUGGAAAACUUUCACCUCUUGCUAACAGUUCUCUGCCCUCCGACCCCGCCAGCUCCUCAUGAACUGUAGUAGAACCUCAGCUGUGCAUCUCAUCUGCGCCUGUCCGACAUCGGUGGACUUCACUGGCACGACGUGGCACAAUGUGACACGACGUGUUUAAAUAUGAAUUAUUUAUGUAUCUUUUUAUGUAUACAAUCUAUGUAUUUAUGUAUGUUGCCGUUUAUGUAAGGGUCAAUAAUAAAGCAUGGAUAACGUAAGUACUUUUGUAAAUUAUUCAAAAAAGAAAAGGUCAUAUUUUCCACCUGCUUCAACAAUAUAAAUGCAAAGUCUGAAUCUUG